AUGUGGUUCCUGCUCCUGUGCCUUACCCUGUCUCUGGAGAAAUAUGGCGCCCUGCCCCUCCUUGUGACCAGGAUCAUCGGAGGCUGGGAGUGUGACAGACAUUCCCAACCGUGGCAGGCGGCUGUGUAUCAUUAUGACAGAGCUGUGUGUGGGGGCAUCCUGGUGCACCCCCAGUGGGUCCUCACAGCCGCCCACUGCAUCAGCCGAAACAUGAACGUGGGACUAGGUCAACACAGCCUGAGUUCUGAUGAAGACACUGGUCAGUAUGUGGCUGUCAGCCGCUCCAUCCCACACCCACUCUACAACAUGAGCCUCCGAGAGUCCAGAAUUCCCAGCCCGGGUGCUGACAACAGCCACGACCUGAUGCUGCUUCGGCUGAGUGAGCCAGCCAACAUCACAGAGGCCGUGAGCGUGCUGAGCCUGCCCACUGAGGAGCCUAAACUGGGAAGCCAAUGCCUGGCAUCUGGCUGGGGCAGCAUCAAUCCAGAUGAGUCUAUAGAGGCAAGGACCCUGCAGUGUGUGGACCUCAACCUCAUGUCCAAUGAUGCCUGUAAGAUGGUUUAUUUGCAGAAGGUGACAGAAUUCAUGCUGUGUGCUGGGCACCAGGGAGGCGGCAAAGAUACCUGCAUGGGUGACUCCGGAGGCCCCCUUAUUUGUGAUGGGAUGCUCCAAGGUAUUGUGUCAGCGGGUGGUGACCCUUGUGCCCAGCCCAGUUGGCCUAGCAUAUUCACCAAGCUGACACCAUACAUAGAGUGGCUCAAGACCACCAUGGAGGACAACCUGUGA
This is a messenger RNA of Acomys russatus (golden spiny mouse), 786 nucleotides long. Its product is annotated as kallikrein-2-like. Bases 1 to 786 code for a protein of 261 amino acids. The transcript is spliced from 5 exons. Gene Ontology annotation, biological process: proteolysis. Gene Ontology annotation, molecular function: serine-type endopeptidase activity. NCBI's taxonomy places the organism in Eukaryota, Metazoa, Chordata, Mammalia, Rodentia, Muridae. The record is from RefSeq and is a predicted model, not a curated record.